This is a messenger RNA of Mesoplodon densirostris (Blainville's beaked whale), 1873 nucleotides long. RefSeq names its product recombination signal binding protein for immunoglobulin kappa J region like (gene RBPJL). Gene Ontology annotation, molecular function: DNA-binding transcription activator activity, RNA polymerase II-specific; RNA polymerase II cis-regulatory region sequence-specific DNA binding. The transcript is spliced from 13 exons. Lineage: Eukaryota; Metazoa; Chordata; Mammalia; Artiodactyla; Ziphiidae. Bases 1 to 1596 code for a protein of 531 amino acids. Gene Ontology annotation, biological process: regulation of transcription by RNA polymerase II. The record is from RefSeq and is a predicted model, not a curated record. Gene Ontology annotation, cellular component: nucleus.
AUGCGUUGGAAGCCUCCGAGGCCCUUCCCCGGGGAGAGCCCCAAGGGGCGGAGCGGGGCCUGGCUCGGCCGCCGGCUGUUUGGCUCCGCUUCCGAGGGCGCGGCCCUGCUCUUAUCCCCCGCUGUCCCCUCCAGGGGCAUCCGCAGGGUGCAGGGAAGCCAGGCGCCCUCACAAACUCUGCCUCCAUCACAAGACCGGCACAAGCGGGGCCUUUGUGCCUCUGGGGCCUCUCCCCAGUACUCCAGGCUGCAAUGGGCGUGGAGCCAGACCUGCGGAAUGGCGCCUGGGUGGUCCCGGGUGGGCUCCAGGCAGACCUCAGGGGCAGACCUAGAAAGGUCACCCCCAGAGCCCGCCGCGGUCCUGAGGGAAGGUGUGCGCCAGUGCCUACAGCAACAGUGCGAGCAGACGGUGCGGAUCCUGCACGCCAAGGUGGCCCAGAAAUCAUAUGGAAAUGAGAAGCGGUUCUUCUGCCCCCCACCCUGUGUCUACCUCGCAGGUCCCGGAUGGAGGGUGAAGCCAGUGCAGGGCCAAGCCCACCAGGCAGGGGAGACCGGGCCCAUCGUCUGCGGUUACAUGGGACUGGACGGCGCGUCCGGCAGCGCUGCCGAGACGCAGAAGUUGAAUUUCGAAGAGCAGCCGGACUCCAGGGAAUUCGGUUGCGCCAAGACCCUGUACAUCUCGGACGCAGACAAGAGGAAGCACUUCCGGCUGGUGCUGCGGCUAGUGCUCCGAGGGGGGCGGGAGCUGGGCACUUUCCACAGCCGCCUCAUCAAGGUCAUCUCCAAGCCCUCGCAGAAGAAGCAGUCGCUGAAAAACACCGACCUGUGCAUAUCCUCGGGCUCAAAGGUCUCCCUCUUCAACCGCCUGCGCUCCCAGACGGUCUCCACGCGCUACCUCUCUGUGGAGGAUGGGGACUUUGUGGCCAGCGCACGCCAGUGGGCUGCCUUCACUCUCCACCUGGCUGAUGAACACUGUUCCCAGGGAGACUUCCCGCCUCGAGAGGGCUAUGUCCACUACGGCUCCCUGGUGCAGCUGAUCUGCACAGUCACGGGCAUCACACUACCUCCAAUGAUCAUCCGCAAAGUAGCUAAACAGUGUGCACUCCUCGACGUGGAUGAGCCCAUCUCCCAGCUGCACAAGUGUGCAUUCCAGUUCCCAGGUGGUCCUCCAGGAGGGGGUGGCACCUACUUAUGUCUCGCCACAGAGAAGGUGGUGCAGUUUCAGCUGAGUGGCGGGGGCGAUGUGGCAACACUGGAGCUCCACGGUGAAAACCUCCACGCGGGGCUCAAGGUUUGGUUCGGGGAAGUGGAGGCCGAAACCAUGUACAGGAGCCCGCGGUCCCUGGUGUGCGUGGUACCAGACGUAGCCGCCUUCGGCAGCGACUGGCGCUGGCUGCGCACACCCAUCACCGUGCCCGUGAGCCUCGUGCGUGCCGACGGCCUCUUCUACCCCAGCGCCUUCUCCUUCACCUACACCCCCGAGUACAGCGUGCGGUCCGGCCCUCCGGGCGCGCCCGCCGCUGACGCCGAUGCGCUCCUGGAGAGCAUCCAUCACGAGUUUACACGCACCAACUUCCACCUCUUCAUCCAGACGUAGGAGGCGCGGCCUGGACGCUGGGCCUGACCCCCGGCCGGUUUUCUGGGGCCUGGGCCCUGCCCUCUGCCCCUGUGCUGCGGAAGUGAAGGCUGCAGCCCGAGCAGCAGAAGCCUCUCGCCCUAGAAACCCGUCCCUGUGGGUCUAACACGGGUCACUCACUCGUCCUUUUCCAGCUAGGAAGACACGACCUGAGUGACGCUCCCUUUGUGUCCAGUCAGGAGUGUGGCUUUCCCUGUCUUUGUUUCUGGUUCACUCUCUAAAUCAAUCACACACUCCC